Messenger RNA from Pristis pectinata (smalltooth sawfish), 1524 nucleotides. It is a transcript of the gene neu4, whose product is annotated as sialidase 4. Lineage: Eukaryota; Metazoa; Chordata; Chondrichthyes; Rhinopristiformes; Pristidae. The transcript is spliced from 2 exons. The record is from RefSeq and is a predicted model, not a curated record. Gene Ontology annotation, cellular component: membrane; cytoplasm; lysosome. Gene Ontology annotation, biological process: oligosaccharide catabolic process; ganglioside catabolic process. Gene Ontology annotation, molecular function: exo-alpha-sialidase activity. The coding region runs from base 114 to 1442 and encodes 442 amino acids.
CUACAUAAGCGCCCCGCCCCGUCCCAGAGCGAUUCCCGGUCACUUUCCACUCCUGCGGACACCUCUCUCUUCCCCCCCGCACCCCGGCUGUUCCCACCCCGGGCUCGCUGACAAUGAGCUCCCGCUACCUCCCGGCCAGGACCAUCCUGUUCGAGCAGAAGGCGGGCGGGGCGACCUACCGGAUCCCGGCUCUGCUCCACCUGCCCGCCUCUGGGACCCUCCUCGCCUUCGCCGAGAAAAGGCGCAGUCAAGCCGAUGUGGACGCCGACGUGUUGGUGGUGCGGCGGGGGGAGGUGUCCAGGAACAGCGUGGAGUGGUGGGACAUGGAGGUGCUGUCCUUAGCCCAGCUACGGGACCACAGAUCCAUGAACCCAUGCCCCGUGUACGACAGCACCAGCCACACCCUCUUUCUCUUCUUCAUUGCCAUCCCCGGCAGGACCUCAGAGGUGCACCAGCUGUACACCGGAGUCAAUGUGACCCGCCUCUGCUACGUGAGUAGUUCCGACCAGGGUCGCAGUUGGAGGGGCCCCACUGACCUCACUGAUUCCACCCUGGGCUGCUCCGUCAGGGACUGGGCCACUUUUGGACUGGGUCCUGGUCAUGGCAUCCAAUUGCAGUGCGGGCGCCUCCUCAUCCCGGCCUAUGCCUACCGCAUCGACUCCAUGGAGUGCUUUGGAAGGUGGUGCAAGAGCAGCCCACACUCCUUCGCCUUCUACAGUGACGAUCAGGGCAAACACUGGAGCUUUGGAGAGUUCAUCAGCGACCUGGAGACAGUUGAGUGCCAGCUGGUGGCACUGGAUGAGGGUCAGGGGCAUGGUGCCCUGUAUUGCAACGCCAGGACCCCCGGUGACUGCCGGGCUCAGGCGCUGAGCUUGGACCGAGGGGCUGCCUUCCAGGAGGGGACCCUCGUCCCCAAGCUGGUGGAACCAGGCAACGGGUGCCACGGCAGUGUGGUUGGCUUCCCGGCUCCUGUUCUGGGAUUGGCUGAGGACUCCGGGGCCAGUGAUGGGUCCUCUUCCCCAGACCUCCCCUCCACACCUCAGCACAAGUGCUGGAAAAUUGCCACUGACCUGCCUCCACCUACCUGGGUGGUUUACUGCCACCCCACCAGCCCCACGUCCCGGCUGCACCUGGGGGUCUACCUCAACACCUCUCCACGGGACCCACACAGCUGGUCAGAGCCCUGGGUGAUCUACCGGGGUCCCAGCGCUUACUCGGACCUGGCCUUUGUCCAGCUGAGCUCCGCGAAACACCAGGAGACCCACCCCACCACCCCUGCGUUUGGCUGCCUCUACGAAUGUGGAUCCAGGACGCCAUAUGAGACUAUAGCCUUCAGCCUGUUCACAGUGCGGGAGCUGCUGCACAAUGUCCCCCACUUCCCUGGGGAGACCCAGGAGGAACUCAGUGUCACAACUGGAGGUGUCUGUUGCUGCAUCACCUGAACUGUGUGUGUGAAUUUCAUGGGAGUAAUGUCAGUAGCAAAUUGGUGAUGUACAGUUGGCUAAAUAGUUUGUAUAACCUGCA